UAUUAGUUUGUUUCGUUCCAACGUACAGCUUAGGCCUAGUUCCCCAUUGAGCCGUAGGUUCGACGCUUGCUUGCACUCUUCUACUUAAACUUACUUGUCUAUUGAAACCGCUACCACCGUCGUCUGGAAGCGUCACUUGCCAAGUUAUCCAUGACGUCGAACUUUGCCGUUCACUACACCGAGCAUUUGAUUCCGUUGACCAGGCUGCAAUCAUCUAUUCAGACUAAGGUUACGAGCGAUGACGAUGCACUGAAGUCAACACAUGCAAUUCUUCAAGCCUCACCUUCUGAAGCCAUGAUGCAGGAGUCCAUAAACUUUCUCCGUACUUUUACUCCUCGGGAGGACAAACCAGGGCUGCAUUAUGAUAGCGAAGGACUCGCCUUCUACAACGCCGUCGUCAGGAAAACAAGUUUCAACAUGUAUGCGCUCGCCGUGGACCUUUACCUGCAAGAAUCAAGUGCGGCUCAGUUGGACGCAGAGUGGUGGGCUGAUAUCGAACAAUCCAGCUGGUCUGUGGCAUUGUAUCUCUUACAGUCACUGCCAAGCCGUCUUUGCAGAGUCUUGCAGUUGAUUCAGACAAGGAAGAUGUCUGUUCGCUUGUCGACGUUCCGCCCAUCGUCUAUUGCAAGAUUUUAUUGGGAUGUUGCGCCUCUCCGGUUCAAUGCGUUCACUGUUGCACUCUUUCCCUAUCUGCGAGACCAAUCCUCUGCUCUGCCGUCGUUUGCCCCUGUUCCUGCAGGACAGAGCACACGCCCACACUCCCUCGUCGCCGUUGCUCAGAAGAUACAUGAUGGGGUGAUGUACAGUAUAAACAGAGCAAUUACUCUCCUUCUCUUUCCUCUCCGUCUUGCUCGAGAAGAAUGUCAGCUCAGAAGAAAAGAAUUGGAGAAAGUGAGGGACGAAAGGGCGGAAGUUCUUGGGAAGCUGUUGGAGUUGCGACCUUUGCUUGCGAGUGCUCUGGAGGCCGACUAUAACGUUUCGAUUACUGGCUCGUCAAUCGACAAUCAAGCCCUUACGGUGUUUUUGUCCAAUUUCGCUGUCGUCACGUCAGGUGAUGCAUCACAGAAAGUUGCUCUUCCUUUAAUCGAACAACUCCUUGGUGCAUUUCAAAACCAUAGAAUCAUGCAUAAUGCGUAUCUGGAGGCACACGAUCUGCGACGACCAUCCCGACUUGCCCUCUUAUGGCCUCGCUUAUUCCUGCUCCCCCCACUGACACUCUAUUGUGCCAAGUAUAUCUAUGCUUCCAGAGCAACUUUGGCCGACCUUACCCUAGAUGUCCUAAACACCGUGCAAAAUUUUUUCAAGGGUUGGUUAUUUGACCCUAUAAAGGAUGUCCUUGUGACAAUCCGUGCUGGUGGAGAAGAUGGUGUCAUUGUUAGGCGAGAAGCAGUUGCUGCCGACCUCGAUUCGCUCGAGCGAAUGACCCUUGCUCUGGUUAGGGAGAAACUUAGCUAUGAUUCCACGGAGCUUGAAGCACUGUCGCAACAAAUACGUCAGGGUGAUCUCACCGCCGUGCUCAAGAUCUAUGAAGAGGACAUUAAGAAUCCGGUGAAAUCUGCAAUAUCGGGGACGCUCUUGAGGUCCAUGUUUAUUCAGGUCCAGAAGGCCAAAGUGGAUCUUGAUCAAGCGCUCGCUGGCAUCGAUAAACUCUUGAAGUCUCAAGAACUUACUUUUGCAUUUGUGGGUGUUGCACCAGCACUUGCUGUAAUAUAUAUCGCUGGGGGAUUCCUAGGAGGAUUGCUGUCCAUAAGACCUGGCAGGUAUGGAGGGAAGCGAGGAAAGACCAGCGUUUGGCUUGCAAUGAGGCGUAUCGAGCGGCUCCUGCUGUUCGAACCCAAGUCAUCGCACCACCGUCACAAUACUGAGAACGCACACUCGGACGCCAUUCCUGCUUUGACGACGGGACUAUUGGUUUUGUCUCUGGCGCAGCUGCGAGAAUACGCUUUGACGUCGCUACCAGCACGGUCACGACUUCGGGAGGGAUUUUUGGAAGAUAUCAAAGACCUUGAAGAUCCUGGAUUACGUCGAACGGAAAAACUCAGGAUUAUUGAUAGGAUGUGGAAGAGUUGGGGAAAGGAGCUGGGUUGGUAUGAUUUAGCGGGCGGUAGAUCAGACAGAUAGACAUUUUCUCCAAGGCACAGUGCAGGAGGUACCCAGUACAUACUGGGGACUCGAUGUGAUAAUAUCAUUCGUCGCGUGCACUUCCAAGACCAUAACGAUAGCUUCGUGGUAGCAAAAUGGCAUGAAUGAAGAGGCUCGGACUAGAGACUGGAGACAGAAGGCAGUGGCAUAGAGACAGAAGGAGACCGAUGUAGGUAGUUAAAACGAAAACAUCGUGUAUCGGUAAAUACUAAUACUCACCUCAGUCUUCGAAUUGAGAGACUGAGGAGAGUUCGUUCUAGAUCUAGGGGACGGAAUA
Molecule: messenger RNA, 2419 nt
Organism: Suillus paluster
Lineage: Eukaryota; Fungi; Basidiomycota; Agaricomycetes; Boletales; Suillaceae
Product: NCA2-domain-containing protein
Exons: 5
Coding region: 151-2121 (656 amino acids)
Cellular component (GO): mitochondrial outer membrane
Source: RefSeq, a predicted model, not a curated record